AUGAUAAAACCUAAGAAAUUGGUUAUUCGACGUUCAAGCGAUUUUGCAGGCGGUGGUUUUGGUUUUACAAUUCGUCAUUUUGUUAUUUAUCCACCAUCAGUCUCUGUCAAUGAUAUUUUACGGUUUUUUUCUCCCAAUCAAUCAAUAGCAAAUCUCGAUACAAAAAAAAAACUCUUUUUUAGAUCUAAAAAAUCGAUUAAACGAGCUUCGUACAGUGUGGUGAUCGAUGAACAUCAGCAAAAGCAAUUGGAAGGAAGUAGUGGUGGUGGAGGAGGAGGAGGUACUACAAAUACUACUGGUACAACAUCGUCAAUAGUUUCUCCAAGUAUUUUAUCAACAUCAUCAUCAUCGGGUAGUCGUAUCCAUCAUCAAGGAGAACAACAAGGAUCUUCAUCAUUAUCAUCUUCUUCUUCUUCUCCGAUGAAAACUGUCGGAACCGAUAAUAUCCAAGAUGAUGGAACAACAGUGUCAACUAAUCCCAAUCCAAAUCUUCAAUCAAUGGAUACAAUCUUUGUCAAAGAAGUUCGACAAGAUGGUCCAGCUUAUGCUGCUGGUCUAAGACAAGGUGAUCAAAUUUUAACUGUCAAUGAUCAAUCAAUAAAUGGAAAGACUUAUUCGCAAGUUAUUGCCUUGAUUCAGAAUAUUCCUACAGAACUUAUUCUUAAUAUAAUACCAAAAGAAGAUGACACUCGUACAAUUGUUAAUUCAUCAGAAAAUCUUUAUCAAAAUCUUAAUUCUUCCCGAUUGAAAUCACUUCAAUAUUCACGUUCAUCACCAUAUCAAUCAGCACCAAUUAUGGCAACAAAUAAUACAAUUGAACAGAAAUUACGAAAUCUACAAAUCAAUUUAGCUCAAGGUCGAACAGCAGAAGAACUUGCUCAUGUUGGAAUUUAUUUUCCUCCGCCAACUUCAACAUCAGCACCAUCUUCAUCACAACAACAAAAUGCUUUUUCAAAUUAUAUCGAUUCAGUUCAUCGAGCUUUAGAUUCAUCAAAACAACAACAACAACAAUCACAACCACCUCCACCGCCGCCACCACCACCAUCACAACAACAACAACAACAACAAUCAACAUCUCAAAAUAAAGGAGAUUCUUCGAAUCUUUAUUAUGAAUCACCUUAUCAUAAUGAUUAUAUUCCACAUGAUUAUAAACGACAACCAUCAUUUCAAAUCAAUUUCAAUCAACCAAAUGAGCAAAGAAAUUAUUUAACUAAUAUUAUUCGACCACCAGUUCCUCCACGACAAAAUAUUCCAGUAUUAAAUCCAUAUGUAAAUACUCCAUCGAAUCGUUAUGAUGAUUGGUCUCGUCCAACACAUUUUUCAUCACCUGUUUCAACUUCAUUAAUUGAAUCUCAUGAAGAAUUAAAAUCUCCAUCAACAGAUUCAGCCACUACGGAAACUCGAUCUCAAAUUGCAUCGAAUGAAAAAUCUCCAUUAAAUGACAAUGACAUGAAAACAGAGUUUGUUAAUUUUCGUAAGAAACAAUUCGAAACAGGUCAUGUUGAAAAUAUCGUUCGUGAUCCUCAACGUGAAUCGAAAACAAAAAAAUAUUCUGAAAAGAAAAAAUAUGAAAAUGAAUGGAAUCGUCUUACUGCUGUAGCUGACGUCGAAUCUGUUAUGGAACGUGCAUCGCAUUUUGAAGAUAUUGAUCCAGAUAAAUUUGCACGAUUAAAAUCAAAACUUCCAACAUCUCCACCAGCACAUGAUAAUCUCAAUUUACAAGAUAAUUUUCAUUAUGAUUUCAAUCCAAAUUACCUUUAUGAUUCACAAAAUCAAUAUAAACUAUUGAAACCAACAGCACGACAAUCAUCGAUUGAAUUGUCAUCUUCAUUACCUAUUCCAAGAGUCGGUGAAUUAAAUAGUAUUGAGUUUAAUUUUGAUCCUCGUUAUAUGAUUCAACCAGUUCGAUCCAAUCAAUCUCAAUCAACAUCAUCCUCACACUUUAAUCCAUUACCAUCAUCUGAAAGUUCACGAUAUUCAUUGGAAAAUUAUUCAAAUCUGCCAUCAACAUCUCGAACGGGAAUGAAUUUAAUUCGUCAACAAUCUUAUAUCACUGCUGUUCGAUCAGCAAAUCAACAUGAACAACCAGAUUUCGUAACACAAUUUGGAAGUCCACCAACAUCCGAACAAGAAAUGAAACAACGUCCUCAAUCUUACAUCUUAAGUACUGAUCAACAUUUAUCUUCAACUCGUAGUGGAUAUAUACCAACAAAUUUCAAUAAUCAACCGAUGACAAGAUCUACAAAUACAUAUGACAUUCUACCAGAUCAAAAACUAAGAAAUUCUUCUCAACAUCAGGCUCAAGCAAUUAAAAAAUUAAAACAUUUCUUUGGAGAAAAUGCACCACUAUCAACUGAAAUUGAUCAUCGUCCAUCAUUAUCUCAAUCUCCAUUAUCUCCUCCAUCAUCAUCAGGUGGAAGAUCAAAAUCUGAUUCAAUAUUCGAUGGUUCAACACUUGAAGGAACAACAAAUCCUCGUGAAUCAAUUCCAUUAACAACAUUAACCGAUAAUUUAGAAGCAACAAAAGAAGGAAUUCUCUAUUGUAAAACUGUAUUAAAAGAUGGACGACGUGCACCUGAUCGAUCAUGGCGUGGAGCAUGGGCAGUUCUUCGACGUGGUGCUCUAUUUCUCGGUAAAGAGAAAAAACAUGGUUUAUUAAUUCCACUUUCAUGUGAUUCAUUUCCAAUUAAUCUUCAAAAUGCUGAUGUGGAAUUAGCAAGUGAUUAUAUUAAAAAACCACGUGUUUUCAAAGUAACAACAUCGAAUCAAAGUGAAUUUUUAUUUCAAGCACCAGAUAUUCAAUCAUUGAAUGAAUGGUUAGAUGUUAUUAACGAUAAUUGUUUACAAUCUGAUUCAUUACAAGAUAAUAAUGAGAUGAAAGAUGAAACGAAAUCAAAAUUAGCUUUAUUACCACCUAUGGUACCGUCAACACAUCAUGAACAAGAAAGUCUUGAACAACGUAAAUCCAAUACAAAAUCUAAAAUCUCUCUUCGAAGUCCAUCAUUAAAACGUUCUCCAAGUCUUCGUUUCCAAAUGAGUAGUUUAUGUGUUGAAUCAAGUCGAUUAGAGAAUCAUUGUGAUCGUUUAGUUGAAUUGAAAAGACUUGUUGUUCAAUUAGAUGAUUAUCGAUUUGAAACAUUGAAAUAUUUAUGUGCACAUUUUCGAAGAAUUUCAUCAAAAUGUGAUAUUAACAAAAUCGAUGCAAGAAAUUUAGCAAUUAUAUUUGGUCCGACACUAAUCUGGGAUUCCAAAGCUUCUCUACAAUCAAAUCUUGUUGAUAAUCCUGAAAAAAUUCGAAUUGUUGAAUCGUUUAUUUUAUAUUACGAAUGGUUUUUUGAUGAUAAUUCUUAUGAGAAAAUUCCUGUAGAAAUCAAUCCUCAAAUGCCACGUUUACCUCCAAUAAAAAAUCAUCCACCAGUUGAUCCUGAAACUUUAAUUACAAAUGAAACAAAACCAAGUGAAAUUAUUCAAAAUAUUGUUCGUGCAGCUAAACGACGUUGGUCAUCACCGAUUCUUCUUGAAAAUCUUUCUUCAUUAACUACAACAAAUUCUCCAACAACUACAAAUAAUGAUCAACAACCAUCUAAACCAAUAAAUAUUUCUGUCAAAAGAAAUCCAUUUCAUCGAUGUUAUUCAUCUGAUAUGUUAAGCAGAAAUGCAGAUGACGAUUAUGUCAAUCUUCGAUCAAAAUCAACAGAUUCAGCACUUUAUUCUAUGUCAGAUAAAAGUUGUCGAAUAUUUAAACAAUUUUAUCAAAAUAUUCUUUUCACCAAAUGCAAAACUUCAAUGAAUCAAAAUUUUUCCACACCAUGUCUUUUAGUUCAUGAAAAUGAAAAAAGUUUUUCGGAGAAAACUUCAUUAUUAAAAUCCAAAUUAAAUCAACGUGAACAAAUUCUUGGAAGAUAUCAUGAACAAAUUCAACAAAUCAAUCAUCAUCUCCAAAUCGAAAAAAAAAUAGAACAAUCUGCGGAUCGUACAAGAAUACAAUCACUAAUCAGUGAAAUUAAACUUUCUACACAAGAAUAUGAAUCAUUGGUUAGUAAACGUUCGAUGUACGAAGCAAGUGAAAUGAUGUAUGGUGGUACUGAUCGUGAUGAUGACUUACGAACGAAAUUAACAUCGAUUAAUACGCAAUCCAAAAAAAUGUUAAAUACAAUCAAAGUGAAUCUGAAAAUGCUUAUGGACUACGAAGAUGAAUACAAUUGUAUCCAUAAUACGACGAACAAAUUUAAAAUUAUCGGUUUGGCAAGCGAUACAUCUUUUGCUAAUAUUCGUCGCACAGUUGAAAAACUGAGUGGAGUCAAAUCGGUUCAGGUCUCAUUGGUUGAAAAAGAAUUUUAUGUUAAAUACGAUAAAGACAAAACAAACACAACAGCGAUUCGUGAUGCAAUCAACAGCAUUGAAAACUAUCAAGCACAACUGAUGGAAUGA
Messenger RNA from Adineta ricciae, 4431 nucleotides. Lineage: Eukaryota; Metazoa; Rotifera; Eurotatoria; Adinetida; Adinetidae. The record is from the annotation of a GenBank genome assembly.